AUGAGAAGAUUAUGGUCGGUGUUCACGUCAACCACCUGGGUAUGUUUUGCAUCUAUGUACUUGAUUCCUGAACCUUUUCCUCACUAUAAUAUAGUCGAUUUGACAUCUUCCGAUAUCCCCUGGCAUUUUCGAAGUAUAUCUUUUUCUGCGGUUAGCUCAUUAACCUUGUAUGCAUCAUUGUUAGAUGUGUCAUGCGCCCCCCACAUCCGUUCCGGUAUUCUCGUCAAUUCCCAUGCAUUAAUAUUACAAAAAGAAUUCUCCUGCACAGCUGGAAGAAUAGGGCUGGAUUUAAGGGACGAUAAGUCAAUAAUUUCUAAGGGCGGAGCAAUUGCAACAGGCCCAGCAUUCCUUAACGCGUUGCGCUGUUGUGUGUUGAUUAAACGACAGGUGGCCACUAUAUGA
Molecule: messenger RNA, 402 nt
Organism: Macrosiphum euphorbiae (potato aphid)
Lineage: Eukaryota; Metazoa; Arthropoda; Insecta; Hemiptera; Aphididae
Source: the annotation of a GenBank genome assembly